UCGUACCUGUAAAAAUGUUAUUUAUUGGAAAUUACUCCAUCAUAUAUUAUGUUAUAAGAAGUACCAAGGAGGCUAGCUCAGCUCUGAAGUGCGUGACUUUUCGAGUUUUCAAAAAUAAAGUGAAUAUUUCAUCCUAUUCGUGACUGUGGUAAAUUUUUGACAGACACAUCAUUACCUAGAAAGUGGUUGGUGGUGGUCCGCGAAUAGCACGGAAUACCCCAAGUCUGUUAUUGGUUUGACUUUAUAAUAAUUUUAUGUGAAAAUCACAGAUGAUUUUGUACUCCUUUAAUUUGGAACUCAGCCAAUGCCAAUUAGCAGUGGAGGGACUCAUGAGAAAAGUAGCAAUGCUGGUAAACCUGAGGGAGUGUCUGUGCCCAAGACCAAGAAGCUGUUAUCCGUUGCUCCAUCAGUUUUGCCUCUCUUACCGGCCGUUCCAAAGCCUCCAAAGCUUCAUCAGCGCUCUAACACUACAUUGAGUGGUGGAGUCUGUGGACUAACUGGGGAAGUAGACAUCAAAGACAACAAUAAAGAUCGAAUUACUUUAGAUAGGAGAGGACUAACGUCGUUACCCGUACUUGCGGCAGAUGCACAAGUGAAGCUCCUAUCUCUGCAGCACAAUCUAAUCACUAGGCUCGACAAUAUCUCUACUAUUGGACUCUCAAAGUUGGUGUUCCUUGACGUCUAUGAUAAUCAGCUGGAUAGGAUCGCAGGCCUAGACUCUUUACCUACCUUGCGAGUUCUGCUUAUGGGAAAGAAUAGAAUCAGACGAAUGGAAGGAUUACGGAAUCUAAUGAAGUUGGAAGUCCUAGACUUGCACGGCAACCAGAUAUCACAAGUGGGAGGAUUAUCCUCCCUCUGUGAACUGAAAGUGCUCAACUUAGCCGGUAACCAGAUUCGAUCGCUAGGAGUAGCAGAUCUACAAGGUCUCAGUUCACUACAGGAACUGAACCUACGUCGGAACCGACUCAAGCGGCUGCAGUGUUUCGGAGAAACACCUCAACUGCAAAAACUGUUUUUGAGCAACAAUGAGAUACAAUCUAUUGAGGACAUGAGCAGCGUGGUCAAGGCAGCCCAGAUACGUGAGGUCAGUGUAGAUGGCAACCCCAUCGCUCUUCUUGGAGACUGUGUGUCAUUCCUGGUGUCAUACCUCCCCAACUUGGAGCUUCUCAGCCAAGUUCAGGUGUCAGAUCAGGUGCGCAAGGCAGCAUUGGCCUGGCGAGCGAACAAGGAGCAGACUAGUGCUAUGUUCUCUCACCUCAGCGCUGGCAUCACACUGGAGGAGGAGACCAAGAGAGAAGAGGUGAUUUGCAAUGCUCGGACGAACUGGGAACUGCUGAGAUCACAGACCACCAAACAGCUGCUAAGUAAGCACAGUUCCUCGCUCAAAGACCUGCGGAGUGAGAACAUCAUAGCUCCAGAGGACCAACUUCCCUUGUCUGCAAGAGCAGUCCAUCUACCAGAGAGGGCCGAGGCCCGUAGAAUCACUUACAGCAAGAAGAGAACUGUAUCGCAACAGGUGACUGAACAGGUGCGAAAAGCAGCAAUGGUUUGGAAAGCAAACAGAGAGAAAACCAUAGAAAGAGAAGAAGCUAUCACCAAUGCUCGUGAGAAAUGGGAGACUUUGAAAUGCUCUGAGGUGGCAAAGUCUCAGCUAAGUUCUUCCCUUAGAGAGCUGCGUUUUGAAGAGAUAAUUCCUUUAAAUCAAUCGUUACCUUUGUCCGGCAAAGCUGUACAAUUACCGCAGAGAGCCAAACGAAACAUAUUCUCUAAAAGGAAAAAUCAUAGUCAGGUACAAGAAGCAGAGCCUCUACCACCGUCACACACUGAACCUGUUGAGUUCUUCAGGCUGCCACCGAUCCUGGCACCUCUGCUGCAGAAAGGGGAGAGAGAGGCGGGGGAGAGUGUGUCCAGUGUAGAGCCAGUGGCAGACAGCUCUCUCAGCUCACUACCUGACGAGAGCACUAGUGAAAGUGACACUGGCAAAGGUGAGUCACACUGCAGCAGAAAGGAGGAGAGAGAGGCGGGGGAGAGUGUAUCCAGUGCAGAGCCAGUGGUAGACAGCUCUCUCAGCUCACUACCUGACGAGAGCGAAAGUGACACUGGCAAAGAGCCAGUGGCAGACAGCUCUCUCAGCUCACUACCUGACGAGAGCACUAGUGAAAGUGACACUGGCAAAGGUGAGUCACACUGCAGCAGAAAGGAGGAGAGAAAGGCAGGGGAGAGUUUAUCCAGUGUAGAGCCAGUGGUAGACAGCUCUCUGAGCUCACUACCUGACGAGAGCACUAGUGAAAGUGACACUGGCAAAGGUGAGUCACACUGCAGCAGAAAGGAGGAUAGAGAGGCAGGAGAGAGUGUGUCCAGUGUAGAGCCAGUGGCAGACAGCUCUCUCAGCUCACUACCUGACGAGAGCACUAGUGAAAGUGACACUGGCAAAGGUGAGUCACACUGCAGCAGAAAGGAGGAGAGAAAGGCAGGGGAGAGUUUAUCCAGUGUAGAGCCAGUGGUAGACAGCUCUCUGAGCUCACUACCUGACGAGAGCACUAGUGAAAGUGACACUGGCAAAGCAGAAAUAAGGAGGAGAGAAAGGCAUGGGAGAGUUUAUCCAGUGGCAGACAGCUCUCUCAGCUCACUACCUGACGAGAGCACUAGUGAAAGUGACACUGGCAAAGCAGAAAUAAGGAGGAGAGAAAGGCAUGGGAGAGUUUAUCCAGUGGCAGACAGCUCUCUCAGCUCACUACCUGACGAGAGCACUAGUGAAAGUGACACUGGCAAAGGAGGAGAGAAAGGCAUGGGAGAGUUUAUCCAGUGGCAGACAGCUCUCUCAGCUCACUACCUGACGAGAGCACUAGUGAAAGUGACACUGGCAAAGGUGAGUCACACUGCAGCAGAAAUAAGGAGGAGAGAAAGGCAUGGGAGAGUUUAUCCAGUGGCAGACAGCUCUCUCAGCUCACUACCUGACGAGAGCACUAGUGAAAGUGACACUGGCAAAGGUGCCUCGAGCAAGAAGGGGUCCAGAAGUAGCAGUGUUUCUCAGAGAAAGCAGAUAUUAACUCAGAGAACAACCGGUUCCCGGCCAAAACCAAAACCUCCUCCCAACCCUGGGAAAGUGCGAGAACAAGGUGGCGACUACUUGGUUGAGAUUAGUGGCCGCUACCUCAACGUGUAUGGUCAAGGAGCAUUGAGGUUUAUUGAUCGUCCGUGGAACCCGGUGAAAGCGGGUGACGUCACUCACGUUAGGUUCAACUACGUCAACUUCAACAGCCUCAGCUGUGUACUGGGGCGACUCAAGCAGAGGUUUCCUAAUGCUGAGCACUAUUCGUUCCGGGAAACCAACAUUCACUGCAUGGGCCAACUGAACGCACUAGCAGAUAUACAGGGACUGACUUCUCUCACAAUAAAUGAGGAAGGUAAUCCGAUCACAGGCAAGGAAUGGCGAAGCUAUGCCAUCUAUCGACUGUCUCAUUGGGGUCUACGCGUGAUCAAUGAUCAAGAGAUCAAGGUGGAAGACAUAUCAGUGGCCACCCAGGAGUACAACGGUCUCAGUGAGCUGGUACUGUGGUCUCUGCCAGACAGUCUACUGCAGCCUCUGUUGUCUAGACUGCGGCUGGAGACUACGCAGCAGAGUGCCAGACACUGGCUGUGGGCUGCAGACCCGGCGCUGCGGACUGUAGUGGCUAAGGAGGCAUUGCAGUGGCGUAGGACCAACCUUUCACAGGAGGACAUGUUAUGGAGACACAAAGGUAAAAAUUAUCUGGGAACUCUUCUAGACCAGGCCUGCUCGGCAAUUGUCAAACUGCGGAUGUUGGAUCAACAAUGGCCGACAAUUCUGCGAGAGUUGGUCAGGGACACGUUAGUCGACUACUCAACACUUGAUGCUUACAUGAAACAAUGUAUGAAUAACCUCAAGCUUUAAACAGUCUAUCUUUACUGCAUCAGCUGCCA
Messenger RNA from Macrosteles quadrilineatus (aster leafhopper), 3942 nucleotides. RefSeq lists its product as uncharacterized. The transcript has 19 exons. The coding region runs from base 305 to 3913 and encodes 1202 amino acids. Lineage: Eukaryota; Metazoa; Arthropoda; Insecta; Hemiptera; Cicadellidae. The record is from RefSeq and is a predicted model, not a curated record. Gene Ontology annotation, molecular function: protein binding.